Molecule: messenger RNA, 450 nt
Organism: Aspergillus niger
Lineage: Eukaryota; Fungi; Ascomycota; Eurotiomycetes; Eurotiales; Aspergillaceae
Exons: 5
Coding region: 1-450 (149 amino acids)
Source: RefSeq, a predicted model, not a curated record
AUGGGAGAGGCCUCGGCGCCUUUGUUGAUAACGGACCAUACAUCCUGCUUGCUUGCCACCGAUCGUUCUGCCGGGCACAACAAGCAGGGGCUCGCCUGGGUGUCCUUCGAGAAGGUUAUUCCGGAAUUUGAAAGAUUAAGCCCCUCCGAGAAUGGCUGGUCCCGUCAGACUGGGCCGUGGUCUGGCUACGCUGUUCCACCGCAAAUCCAUCAGCAGGAGCGCCAAGAGGCGGUGCAGAUGUGGAUCAAGAAUAAUUUGUUGAAGGUAAUCAUCCACGCGACUGAGGGUAAUGAAAACUUAGCCGAAGGUCCAGUCGGUAGUUCAUGGCAAGAAUACGGGCAAGACCAUACCGGUCAUGAAAUGCCAACGAUCAUGACUCAUGCGUUGCGGAAUCAUUUCCUUAUGUGGAAAGGCAACAAUCCGUUGUCUCCGCCAGGAAUCGACAGCUAA